UUGUUUAGCUUAGCUUGUUUAGCUUAACUGUGCAGCAGAGAUGGAUGACGGUGACGAGCCGCCGAUUGUCCUCUCUCACAACACUUCUUUAAGCUCUAAGUCGGGAGGGGACAAAAUGUUUUCCCUAAAGAAGUGGAAUGCUGUGGCAAUGUGGAGCUGGGACGUUGAGUGUGAUACGUGUGCCAUUUGCCGGGUACAAGUGAUGGACGCUUGUCUCCGAUGUCAGGCGGAAAACAAACAAGAGGACUGUGUUGUUGUAUGGGGAGAGUGCAACCACUCCUUCCAUAACUGUUGCAUGUCCCUUUGGGUGAAGCAGAACAAUCGCUGUCCCCUCUGCCAGCAGGACUGGGUGGUUCAGAGAAUUGGCAAAUAACUCCAGGCUGUCUGGAUCUUCUGGAGACACCUGUGUGCACCUAAAAGUGGUUUGAGACUUGACAAUGAUCACUGCAGCGUCCUGUGCAGAAAGCCACUGACCCUGGUGACUGUCCUCCUACCUAUCAAUGCAUGUUCCAGUUGUCCCAGUGUCUAAGGAGGACGAUGGACAAAAUAAAAUGGUGCAGACUCUUUGGUCACUGAUUGGUGGAUGUGGCUGGAGGAAUCAUGAAGAGGUGGAUGAACCUUGUUUCAGUGUUUGGUCACAUGUUAGCUUUAUGUUAUUGUCUGUGGUGGUGUCGAGCACAUCCUGAACAUGUGACUUUAAAAAAAUAAAAUAACUGUGUAUAGCUGUAAA
Molecule: messenger RNA, 730 nt
Organism: Trematomus bernacchii (emerald rockcod)
Lineage: Eukaryota; Metazoa; Chordata; Actinopteri; Perciformes; Nototheniidae
Gene: rnf7
Product: ring finger protein 7
Exons: 3
Coding region: 41-373 (110 amino acids)
Biological process (GO): protein ubiquitination; ubiquitin-dependent protein catabolic process
Cellular component (GO): Cul5-RING ubiquitin ligase complex; nucleus
Molecular function (GO): zinc ion binding; cullin family protein binding; ubiquitin protein ligase activity
Source: RefSeq, a predicted model, not a curated record